Molecule: messenger RNA, 881 nt
Organism: Acyrthosiphon pisum (pea aphid)
Lineage: Eukaryota; Metazoa; Arthropoda; Insecta; Hemiptera; Aphididae
Exons: 5
Coding region: 165-881 (238 amino acids)
Source: RefSeq, a predicted model, not a curated record
UAGGAGGUAAUAAAAAUAUAUUAUUAUUUUAUUUUAUUUGUUUUAAUUGAUUUUUUAUUGAUAUUGCAGCGACAAAUUUAACGUUUUUAUUGAAUUUAACUGAACCGUGUUCUCUCCAUGGGGCAAAUAUUUUCAUUAACGAACAUCGUAGUAUAGUUUAUACAAUGUCUUCAAUCAUAAAAAGCUAUCAAUCUACUUUCACUGAACAGUAUUCACUGUUAUCAUCUCUUCUUCAGCAUCUCUUAACCCUGAUUCAGUUAUCCAACAGUGAUGUUUUAAAUACAAUUAAGAAGAAUAAGGAUUUUCUAUAUGUUCUUGAAAACUUAUGCCUCUCAAAAAAUAACAACAUUUGUUUUCUUGCAAUCAAUACUUUAAUACAAUUAUGCCAACUUGAACAAGAAACUUAUAUGGAACAUAAACUUCUAUAUUCGAUAACGUUAAAAUGUGAAUAUGUUUUAAACGCCAUGACUAGGCUAUGUCAAAACUGCAUAAUAUCAUCUAUUACAUUAUUUAAAAUUAUUUUACAAUACUUCGAAGAAGGCAUUUGUAAAUCGGUUGAGUUUAAUGAAGCACCAACUGCCGAUUUUUUAAGAUCUAUUUUUAUGCAAUUAGAAACUAUUAUAUCUCAAGGAUUGGAUUGUGUGUCGAACCAUGCCUGGGAAUGCGUGACUAUAAUAUUGUCAUCAAAACUUUUGAAACAUUUACAGGAAUUAUCAUAUCUUAAAAUUGAGUUUGCCACCGAUCCUUGGCUUAAUUUUAUACUUAUAAAUUCAAAAUCCUUUGAUGAAAGCUGCUUAGAAUUUUUAAAUUUUUGCUCUUAUUUUUUGUGGGUUACAGAUAUUGAAAAACAAAUUCUUGUUACCAAAUGGACUAGAAUGUAA